Ceratina calcarata is the source of this 2012-nucleotide messenger RNA. It is a transcript of the gene Vps45, whose product is annotated as vacuolar protein sorting 45. Gene Ontology annotation, biological process: vesicle-mediated transport. Lineage: Eukaryota; Metazoa; Arthropoda; Insecta; Hymenoptera; Apidae. The coding region runs from base 150 to 1838 and encodes 562 amino acids. The transcript is spliced from 8 exons. The record is from RefSeq and is a predicted model, not a curated record.
AAAUAGGUGUACCAAAAGUACUGUUUACUUUUACGAGGUGCAUGUGCAAUGUAAAUUAAUCAUGGUUUUAUAAUAUCUGCGAAUUAAACGUACCGUCAUGUGUAAUAUGUAAUUAGUAUUCGAAGAAGUUCGAAAAAGAUCGAGAAAAAAUGAAUUUAAUAACUGCAUUAAAGUUUUAUAUUACUCAAAUGACAGAAGAGAGUGGGCCUGGUAUGAAAGUUCUUUUGAUGGACAAGCAAACGACCAGUAUAGUCAGUCUGCUGUACAGUCAGUCGGAAAUAUUUCUCAAAGAGGUUUAUUUAUUUGAACGUAUUGAUGUAAAUGCUCGCAAUGAAGGUUUGAAGCAUUUAAAGUGUAUAGUGUUUAUAAGACCAACCAAAGAAAAUGUUGAAUACCUUUGCAACGAGUUACGAUGUCCGAAAUACGGGACUUAUUACAUUUAUUUCAGUAAUAUUAUCGCAAAGGCCGAUAUCAAGUUACUGGCUGAAAGCGACGAGCAAGAAGUAGUGAGAGAAGUUCACGAGUAUUAUGCAGAUUAUUUAGCUAUUAACCCACAUUUAUUCUCCCUCGGAAUAAAUGCGUGUUCACAAGGUUUACUAUGGAACCCAGUGCAUCUGCACAGAACCGUCUUAGGUAUAAUUUCGGUACUGUUAUCCCUUAAAAGAUGCCCCCAUAUACGUUAUCAAAAUAGUUCUGAAAUGGCUAAGAGAUUAGCAGAGAAAAUAGGUGAAGUACUGAGCAAAGAGUCAAGUUCCUUCAAAUUCAGACAAGAUUCUAGUCCAAUUUUACUGAUACUUGACAGAAGGGACGACCCCAUCACGCCCUUAUUAAAUCAGUGGACAUACCAAGCAAUGGUUCACGAAUUACUAACAAUUAAUAAUAAUCGCGUUAAUUUAUCGCACGUCAAGGGUAUUUCGAAGGAGCUGAAAGAAGUUGUUCUCAGUGCGGAACACGACGAGUUUUAUGCCAACAAUCUCUAUCUUAACUUCGGCGAAAUCGGGCAAACGAUAAAGGAACUAAUAGAUGAGUUUCAAAAGAAAGCUAAGAAACAUCAGAAGGUAGAGAGUAUAGCCGAUAUGAAAAAUUUCGUUGAAUCUUAUCCUUUGUUCAAAAAAUUGUCUGGGACCGUGUCGAAACAUGUAACGGUGGUCGGGGAACUUUCGUCCCUCGUUGAGAAAUAUCAUUUAUUACAAGUGUCCGAGUUGGAACAAGAACUUAGUUGUCAAAGCGAUCAUUCCACCCAGCUCCAGAAAAUAAAAGAACUUAUUAAUAGUCAGCAGAUACGGGAAAUUGAUAGUGUAAGGCUGGUCAUGCUUUACGCGCUUCACUAUGAGAAACACGCGAACAAUGAUAUCAAUGGUUUAUUGAACUUACUACGAAGUACGGAGGUUUCAGAAAGAUACAUUAAACUUGUGUACAGUAUAUUACAGUAUAGCGGAAUUAAUGCCAGGCAGAAUAAUUUAUUUGAUCGGGAAUCGGUAGCCAAAAUUACUAAAAAAUUGUUCAAAGGUUUAAGCGGAGUGGAUAAUAUUUAUACCCAACACACGCCUCUGCUGAACGAGACGCUUGAGGAUUUGAUAAAAGGAAAGUUGAGCUUACAAACGUUUCCGUAUCUCGGAAACACAAUGGUGUCUAAAAGGCUGCAAGAAGUCAUCGUGUUCAUGGUCGGAGGCACGACCUAUGAGGAAAGUCUGGCGGUUUACAAUUUAAAUAAACAAAAUGCGGGAGUGAAAAUUAUAUUAGGCGGUACCACCAUCCAUAACUCCGCGAGUUUCCUCGAGGAGAUCCAACAAGCCACGUCGGGUAUUUUAUCAAAGUAUAAAAAUAAUAAUAACUAAAACGCUACGUGUAUAUAUUUCCAUUCUAAGUAUUUAUUUAUACAAUUUCGAAUUAUGGGUUUAACUGUUACACAAUGAAGUCUUUUAUAAUAAUUAUAUUCUAUCCAUAACGAUAUUAAAGCAAACAAUGUAGUAACAAAAAAUAUAAAGUUACGCUAACGUUAAACAAUAGGA